Messenger RNA from Hordeum vulgare subsp. vulgare (domesticated barley), 2624 nucleotides. RefSeq names its product probable fatty acyl-CoA reductase 4. The record is from RefSeq and is a predicted model, not a curated record. The transcript has 9 exons. Gene Ontology annotation, cellular component: intracellular membrane-bounded organelle. NCBI's taxonomy places the organism in Eukaryota, Viridiplantae, Streptophyta, Magnoliopsida, Poales, Poaceae. Gene Ontology annotation, biological process: long-chain fatty-acyl-CoA metabolic process; suberin biosynthetic process. The coding region runs from base 95 to 1627 and encodes 510 amino acids. Gene Ontology annotation, molecular function: alcohol-forming very long-chain fatty acyl-CoA reductase (NADP+) activity.
CGAGCUUCUUCCGAGUCACAACCUUACACCAAGCAUCUCUUCAGUCCUUCUUUUCUCUCUCUCCCACCGACACACAAGCACAAGAAAAAGCAGGAUGGUUAGCACACUAAAUGAACAAAAGAUCAGUGGAUACUUCAAGAACAAAAGCAUCCUGAUCACUGGAUCAACAGGCUUUCUUGGAAAGGUACUGGUGGAGAAGGUACUGAGAGUUCAGCCUGAUGUGAAGAAAAUCUAUCUCCCGGUUCGAGCGGUCAAUCAAGCGGCGGCGAAACAACGGGUGGAGACUGAGGUCAUAAGGAAGGAGUUGUUCGGACUUUUGAGGGAGAAGCACGGGGACGGGUUUGAAUCUUUCAUUGCAGAGAAGGUGGUUCCAUUGGCCGGAGACAUGAGGUGCAAGGACUUCGGCAUUGACUAUGAGACUCUAACGGAGCUAAGACUGACCCACGAGCUAGAGGUCAUUGUCAACGCCUCUGCCACGACCAACUUCUAUGAAAGGUAUGAUGUGGCUCUCGAUACGAACGUGAUGGGUGUGAAGCAUAUGUGUAACUUUGCCAAGAAGUGCCCCAAUCUUGACAUGCUCCUCCACGUCUCCACGGCUUACGUGGCGGGUGAGAAGCAAGGGCUGGUGCAGGAGAGGUUGUUCCAAGAUAGUGAGACGCUGCGUGAUGGGACCCACCUCGACAUCGACAUGGAGGUAAGGUUGGCGAAAAACCUCAAGAAGAAGAUGGAUGCUGAUGUGUACACAUCACCCAAGGCUCAGAGGAGGGCCAUGAAGGACCUCGGCCUCACUAGGGCCCGACACUUUGGGUGGCCCAACACGUAUGUGUUCACCAAAUCCAUGGGAGAGAUGGUGUUGGGCCAGCAAUUCGUGGGCGAGACUAGUGUCUCCGUUGUCAUCAUCCGUCCCACCGUUAUCACAAGCCUACAUAAUGACCCUUUGCCUGGAUGGAUUGAAGGCGUCGGUUCAAUCCACUCAAUCUUGAUUGGUUACGUAAAGAAUGGACAUACCAGCUUCUUGGCUAACCGCAAUCUAAUAAUGGAUGUGAUGCCCGGCGACAUGGUGGUGAAUGUGAUGAUGACAACGAUGGUGGCACACAGCUCGUCCUUGUUGGAGAAGAAAAAGUCACAUCUUGAACCAAACACACCGAUGGUGUACCACGUGAGCUCGUCCCUACGCUACCCAGUGUCAUACGCGGUGUUGUACGAGGCGGCAUUUCGGUUCUUCAAGGAGCAACCCAUCUCUGGUCUAGACGGACGCACCGUGCUCACUCAUAAGAUGUGGUUUAUUGGCAACAUAUUCUUCUUUCGACUCUUCAUGGUGCUUAGGUACCGCCUCCCCCUCGAGCUUCUCCACUUGAUAUCCGUCCUCUGUUGUGGCUUCUUCGGCCUUGAUGAUUUGUACCAAGAACUUGCACGCAAGUAUAGGCACGCAAUGCAAAUAGUGGACUUGUAUGGUCCCUUCGCCCUAUUCAAGGGGUGCUUCGUCGAUGCCAACCUAAACAAGCUUAGACUCGCCAUGGCCAAUGACCAUGGUAGUCUCUUCAAUAUUGACCCCAAGACCAUCGAUUGGGACGACUACUUCUAUAGGGUCCACCUCCCCGGGGUCAUCAAGUAUAUGCUCAAGUGAAUUAACAUACAUCAAAGUUCCGGUGUUGCCUUAUUAAAUAAGAGGUUCUCGCAAAUGCCAUUCGAGGAGGGUCUUUUUUGUUGCCAAACAUUUUGAGAAUCCAUGUGAAAAAUAAAAGAACAAAUGUCCAUCUGGAUAGAAAAGGAACCAAUGUUGCAUUUGUUUCUCGAAGGAAAAGGAAUAAUAUGAUAUUAAUCUCAUUCUUGCUCAGGUAUUUUUAGUUUCGUUUUCCUUGAGGAUAGUGUGAUUCAGUAAUUGUAUUUGUAUAAGUUAAACUAAUGAAUUUUUCAUAACGUAGUCACCUAUGUGUUUCAUUGAACGAAAUUGAAUCAUGAUUCAUGUUCAUCCAAGUGGAGACGGAAAAGAAAAGGAGUGGAGAUCCGCGAGGAUGACAUCAGACGCCCAUUGUGCCACAAGGCAGAGAGGGGGGAAGGGGUGUGUAAUGCUUAGGCGGGCAUUUCAUUGUGGAGGGAGUGUUCCAUUAAAUUGGGACUAAGUUGGUUAUUGAGGAGAAAUAUUAGGACUUUCAAUGCAUUUAACUCUUCUAGGAAUUGACACUAUAGAAUUAUCAAUUUUAAACCAAACAAUAUUUUUCUUUUUGUUAUCAAUGCAACCCCCCCCCCCUCGUCCCUCAGAAACAUAUUAUUUCUGUUUUUACGCAUAACUCUAUUUUCCAUUUUGAAGGUCUUCAAUUGUGCUCGGUUUUUAGCACAAAUCACUAUUUGUUCUAUGCAAAACAUUUUUUUGUUUACUCAAAAUUAAGUGUAUAUAUACAUACACAUAUAUAUAUUUGUAGUUUUGGCUUUUAGAAUCAAAGAAUUGUGUAUUGUGUUAAUCAAUUGAGUUAAGGUAUUCCCUAGCCCCACUAGUAGAAAACAAGGCUUUGGUCCACCUGAAGAAAUCUCAUUAGUCCCGGGUUCACCCACGAACCGGGACCUAUGGUGUCAUUAGUCUCGGUUCGUGAGGCCAGGGUGCCAGGCGGGCAUCAUGGGCCAUU